Molecule: messenger RNA, 477 nt
Organism: Cryptomeria japonica (Japanese cedar)
Lineage: Eukaryota; Viridiplantae; Streptophyta; Pinopsida; Cupressales; Cupressaceae
Exons: 1
Coding region: 1-477 (158 amino acids)
Source: RefSeq, a predicted model, not a curated record
AUGAAAGUCAGAAGAGAUGUAGAUUCCAAGCGUGUACCAAGACAUUAUUCAGUAGGAGAAAAAGUGCUGCUAAGGGUUAACCCUCGAAAGAGUUCUAUUAAGUUUGGAAAGUCAUCCAAACUAGCAUUGCGUUUCGUAGGUCCUUUUGAAGUCCUCGAAGAAAUUAAUCCUGUUGCUUACCGAAUAGCAUUGCUGCCAACUCUUGCUAGGAUGCAUAAUGUUUUUCAUGUAUCAUACCUUAAGAAAUACAUACUUGGGGAUAAUCAUGUGAUUGAUUGGAAUGCCUUGCAAGUACAAGACCCAAGAGUGGUAAUAGUCGAGCCUCUCAAAGUACUUGAAACAUGCAAGCUCCACUUGCACAAAAAAGAGGUUUUGCAGUGUAAGGUCCAGUGGGAUCAAUAUGCAGAGGAUUCUGCUACAUGGGAAGAUUAUGCGGAAAUGAAGCAAAAAUCUCCUCAUAUUUUUAUUUCAUUUUGA